CGUGUGGAAAAAAAUGGAGCAAGUGCGCGUCGCAGUUUAGGCUUUAUAAACAUACACGACGUCGUUUGAACUCUUCAUCUUCCAUUUUUCCUGUAGCUUUUCCCGUAUUUGUUUUUUGGUUUCUUCCCAAAAAUAAAAUCAAAAAUGAGAUUUCUUAUAUUAGUAACGAUCUUAAUAAGCUUCUUCUUCUUCACAGUGACUCCAAUCUCAGCCAAAUUCUAUACCAACGUAUCUUCAAUCCCACCGUUACAAUUCCUAAACGCAACGCAAAACGCGUGGGAAACGUUCUCAAAACUCGCCGGUUGUCAUAUCGGAGAAAAAAUCGACGGUCUCUCCAAACUCAAACGAUACUUCCACCGUUUCGGUUACAUCUCCGCCGCCGCCGUCGAAAACUGCACUGACGAUUUCGACGACGUGCUCCAAUCAGCGAUCGACACGUACCAGAAAAAUUUCAAUCUCAAAGUCACCGGAAAACUUGAUUCCUCCACUCUCCGGCAGAUCGUGAAACCACGAUGCGGGAAUCCGGAUAUGAUCGACGGGUUUUCGGAAAUGAACGGCGGAAGAAAGCUCCGUGCGACGGAGCGGUACUCGUUUUUUCCCGGGAAGCCGCGGUGGCCGAAACGGAAACGAUAUCUGACCUACGCGUUCGUUACGCAGAACAAUCUGACGGAAGAGAUCAAACGCGUGUUUGCACGCGCUUUCACUCGCUGGUCGGAGGUGACGCCGUUGAAUUUCACGCGCUCCGAAUCACUCCUCGGAGCUGAUAUAGUGAUCGGGUUCUUCUCUGGUGAACAUGGAGAUGGUGAGCCGUUUGAUGGAGCGAUGGGGACGUUGGCUCACGCUUCGUCUCCUCCUACGGGGAUGUUGCAUUUAGACAGCGACGAGGAUUGGUUAAUCUCUGACGGUGGAAUCAGCCGUCGGAUUUCGUCGGUGACGUCGGUGGUGGAUCUUGAAUCGGUGGUGGUUCAUGAGAUCGGUCAUUUGCUAGGGUUAGGUCACUCGUCGGUGGAAGACGCGAUUAUGUUCCCGGCGAUUUCUGGUGGUCAUCGAAAAGUGGAGUUAGCUAAGGAUGAUAUUGAAGGGAUACAGCAUUUGUACGGUGGGAAUCCGAACGGAGACGGUGGUGGUGGUGAGAAGAAGAGUAGCCGUGAGCGUCAAACUAGCGGUGGUGAUAGCUUGCGUCGGUGGAGAGGGUGUGUGUUUAGCUUAUCAUUGGUUGCCACGUGUAUUUUCUUUAUUUGUUUUUAGACACUAUGACAUUAUAUGCUCCUUUUAUUUUGGGGUCAAUAUUCUAUUUUAUUUUUCGUUGUUUUUCUAAAAGUAAAUAUUCUAUAUGAUUGGUUUGUGUCCAACAUUGGUUGUGUACUUUACCAAACUGGUUAUCAACAUUGGUUGUUGUACUUUACCAAACUGGUUAUCUAAAUAUUCUAAAUCGACAAAA
This is a messenger RNA of Camelina sativa (false flax), 1441 nucleotides long. Lineage: Eukaryota; Viridiplantae; Streptophyta; Magnoliopsida; Brassicales; Brassicaceae. The record is from RefSeq and is a predicted model, not a curated record.